AUGCUGACCCGCCGCCCCUUCUCGCCACGGUCCGCCUCGGCUUCGGCGUCGUCGCUGGCUUCCCCGCGCACGCCAUCCGAGGCCGCCCGUAGGCCGGCGGCCCUGCGAGAGGCGAGUUCCGGAUCAGGAUCCCGAUCUUUGGGCUCAGGCAGCCGGCCGCUGUCGGACAGCCUCCGGAGCUUCUCCGGAUGA
Messenger RNA from Symbiodinium natans, 192 nucleotides. NCBI's taxonomy places the organism in Eukaryota, Dinophyceae, Suessiales, Symbiodiniaceae. The record is from the annotation of a GenBank genome assembly.